Messenger RNA from Zingiber officinale, 648 nucleotides. RefSeq lists its product as uncharacterized. The transcript is spliced from 7 exons. Bases 1 to 648 code for a protein of 215 amino acids. Lineage: Eukaryota; Viridiplantae; Streptophyta; Magnoliopsida; Zingiberales; Zingiberaceae. The record is from RefSeq and is a predicted model, not a curated record.
AUGGCCACUUGGGUAGAGAAGGUCGGGGCUCAAGGGGCCUCUGUUGUUGUGAAGGGUGUUUGCUACGACAAUCCGAUUGGGUUCACUCGGGCUGUAGGAUUUCCGGGUCUUAUUUACACAGUUGCUAAGAUCAUGAAUCUAGCUCGCAUUUUCAGAGUUCCACAGCUCUUCUUUCUUAUGAUGAUCUUGUUCUUGCAGAUUUGUGUUUCCUCUGUGGACCCUUUGGCAUUUCCUUCUGCAGUGGAAGCAGGUGCCCAAAUGGUGGAAAUUGGAAAUUAUGAUUCUUUCUACGAGAUGGGAAUUCAGUUUUCCCCUGAACAGAUUCUAAAGCUCACUAGAGAAACUAGAAGGAUUCUUCCAUCCAUUACACUGUCUGUAACCGUGCCACACAUGCUUAGUCUCCCUGAUCAGGUGAAGCUAGCAGAGUUGCUGGAACAGGAAGGUGCUGAUAUAAUCCAAACUGAAGGAGGGAAAUACUCAAGUCCAUCAAAACCUGGUGUCCUUGGUUUGAUCGAGAAGGCCACACCAACGCUAGCAGCUGCAUACUCCAUUUCCCGAGCAGUUCAGAUUCCAGUUAUGUGCUCAUCUGGAUUAAGCGCUGUCACUGCACCUAUGGCUUUAACAGCAGGAGUAGCUGGUGUGAAGUAG